Molecule: messenger RNA, 582 nt
Organism: Cyclocybe aegerita
Lineage: Eukaryota; Fungi; Basidiomycota; Agaricomycetes; Agaricales; Hemipholiotaceae
Source: the annotation of a GenBank genome assembly
AUGGGAAAAGAGAAUUUUGACGGGUCGUGGAUUCAACUGGAUAAAAUCACGGCGAAUCAAACACUCUUACUCCGCCAUUCAGUGCUAUGGCCGGAGAAAGAUAUUUCAGAAAUGGUUUUGCCCGAGGAUAAAACAGGAAAACACUACGGCGCCUUCCUACCUCACACAGGUGACCCUGUGGCCGUCAUUUCGCUCUUCGUCGAAGAGGCACCGAUCGAUAAGAACUCGGACCUGGAGGCAACUGCCCACUCGUCGGCUAUGGUCUACAGACAUCCCCGUGCGGUACGGUUCCGAAAAUUUGCUUGCGAACAGCAAUAUCAGGGAAAGGGAAUUGGAACACGCCUCCUCACUUAUGCCUUAUCGAUGGCCCGAUCGGAACUCGAUGUCGUGAUGGCUUGGUGCGACGCUAGAACAACCGCACUGGGGUGGUAUCAGAAGAGAGGCUUCGUCGCCUUUGGGGCUGCCUUUUACAAGGGUCCCGUGGAGUAUGUUCGGUUGAAAAUUGACCUGGAUGACGUCGCCUUGCAGCAGCCUGGAAGUACGGAGGAGAAUACAGUUAUGAAGGCCUCGAUUGUUCAAUAG